GUGCAAGUGCUGACAGAAAGGAUGUCAGGUCGCAAAGGGUGAAGGCCAUCUUGGAGAGCAACUGCGGCAAAGAGCCGCUGGAGAUUGCAAACAUCCUGACACGGAAGUACCAUGAGCUUUACAGUGAGAGUGCCCCUGAUGAGAUGGUUUGUGCCCCCGAAGGCUGUAGGAGUGAUCACCAUGUAGAGGGGCCGGAGGCCGGCCGUCAUCACGGGGUGAUCAUUCGUUGGGUGUCGGGGGAGUGGCUGCAAUGGCGCAGUGAUGGAGGCAUCUAUGUGGGCGAUGGAUCCAAAAGGUUGACCGCAAGCCCGUUGGGGCAGGCAAAUCGUGACCGACUGGACACCAGAGUGGCACGACGACUCUUAGAAGGUCGUCCACUCUACAUUGAUGAGGGUGACAGCUUGGAGAUGGCUCAGAGCACGGUGGACUAUUUCGGUCUGAGAGGCGGAACAGGGCAAGGACCACGGCAUGGAGGGAGAGAAUAUUAUCAGCAGGUUGAGGCGUUCCUGGAGGGAGCUAUGACUACUCUUCAACUGGGGAUCGUGCUCAAGGAGAUGGUGAGAGUGCGACCCUCACUCCUUGGGACAGCAGUGAUCCUGAUGGAGCUGUGCGCAGUGGGGCCCUUGGGUAGUUCACAGCCCUUCCAGGAAGUGCUGCCAUUGCCUUUGCCUGAUGACACGGAGGCCGAGAUUGAAGUUCGCCGGGUGCUUGAGAAGGUCAGAUUGGGACAGCCGGAGGCUGGGAGCAAGGAAUCCUUGGACAACUGGGUCCCAGUCGCGGGUGUGGAUGCAUGGGUUUGGCUCCAAGUAGUGCUGCUCAACUACAUGUACAUCGGGAAGGACAGGCUGCUGACGCAGACUUUGUUCCACUCCAAAACAUUGCUUGAGUGCCAAGUUCCCGUGAUGGAGAAGUUGAAGUGGAAUGCGAGAACCUUUGGUGCAGACAGCGAAAUGGGGAGGCUGCUUGAUGACAUGCUGCAGAUUGCGGGAUGGCUGAAAGAAGCAGGUGAGCUCCCAAAUGAACGGCCAUGGAGUGUGAUUGAACUAUACGAGAACGUUUUCUUCGAUGCCGCUGACGCGCGGAUUGUCGGAGCGAAGAUGCAAAUGAGGCCUUUGAAGACGUGGGCGCAUGAAGUUGGGUGGACGCGUCGUCCGAGGCAAUUCUGGCUAAGAGGCUUGGCACUGAUAUCAGGGAAAGACCUCACCAUAGAAGAAAAGAACGUUGGUGAGGAGGAUGCCCAUGCAGAAGUGCACUUUGAAGCAUGUUGGCCUGCCCUUUGGAAAUUCGUGGAGCCUGCCACCGCACGGCUUUGCGACACCGAUGACCCCUUCCCAUGUUUCACUCGGCCGAUCAAACGGGAGCAGCCUCCACCGUCGCCUGCAGGCCUUGAACAGGCUUCUGAAAAAGCCCUUCGUCGGUGGAAAGGCGAUGCGUACCGACUUCCUCCCUAUGCAUAUGAAGAUGCAUGCCUUGUAAAGGACAAAGGUGGUCCUCGUCGGCUAAAGGCCAUGGAGCAGGCGAGGAUGCUGGGAUACAACUCAGGGCACUUUCGGAACAUGAAGCCAAAGCCCACUGAGGAUGAAGUGGGUGGCUUCACAGGAAACAGUUUCCCUGUCAUUGUGGUGGGCCGCUUGUUAAUGGGAUUGAUCACACCAUCCCCUCCUGACCAGCAGCAAAACUACGUGGAGCUCCUUUGGAAGGCAUGGGAUGCACACGAGGAGGUGGCACUGCAAAGCCAGAAAGCCACUGGGUGGACCGAACGCUUUGGAGCAACUGCUGGGACCUGGGAAGGGGCCAAAACCGUGCGAGAUCUAAUUGGGCAAAAGCAGUCGAACUUCGAGUGCUCGAAUGCAGGGACCUUUGACGCGACUCGCCGCCGUGCUGCUUGCCACUGGAAUGACCUUGGUGUUGGGCUGGGUCCAAUCCGCGCUGAAUCCAGCGGAUGGCCCAAGCCGGUGGCGCGGCAGAGCUUAGAGACCAAUGCCGGACUUGCGACAAAAGGCGUCGCAGGCAGCAAGAAAGGCGAGGAGAGCCAGAUUGGGAAAUCCGGCGACCCCAAAGGAUGGGCCUCAGAUUGCCUGUCAGGACUUGGACAUUUCAUCCCACCUUGUAAACCAUGGCUGGUGGGUGCAUGGCGUUUGCACGCCGCGUGGGGCCAAGCGGAGCUGCCGUUACGUGCGGCUCCAUUCACACCCCUGCUGGUGUACUCCUUGGCUGAACUGGCGCAUCGGCGUCAUUGGAAUGACACUGCUGUGUUGUUGAUUGUCGGUUUUUGCAUGUUCCCACGGUCUGCUGAGCUCUUCUCCGCUUUGAAAGGUGACUUUGUGUUUGACCAUAGAUCUGCAGUGUGGAGCCUGCCUUUAACUAAGUCAGGCCAGCGCACGGGCGCGAAAGAGUCCUUGGUCGUUCGUGACCGCUGGGUUGUCUCCCUUUUGCGAUCAUACCUUGAGCAUUUGUCGCCUGGAGAUAAGCUCACUAGAGUGUCUGGCCAGACUCAACGGAACCGUUUGAAAGUCCUCACAGAGGAUGCCAAUCUGGCUGGGAAUUUUCAGUGGUACUCUUGCCGAAGGGGCGGGGCCACGCACAUGUUUCGGAUGACCGGCAACCUGUCCCAAGUGUGCCAUGUUGGUCGCUGGAAUAGCCCUAAGACGGCCCGCAUAUACAUCUCAGACGCUGUCGCAGCAUUGGCUGAGAUAGACCUUGAGACCUCGCAUAGGCGUAGGCUCACAUUGUUGGCGGCUCAUGCACGUCCAGACUGGGACACAAUCUAA
Molecule: messenger RNA, 2771 nt
Organism: Durusdinium trenchii
Lineage: Eukaryota; Dinophyceae; Suessiales; Symbiodiniaceae
Source: the annotation of a GenBank genome assembly